Phacochoerus africanus (Common warthog) is the source of this 1468-nucleotide messenger RNA. It is a transcript of the gene NEIL2, whose product is annotated as nei like DNA glycosylase 2. Gene Ontology annotation, cellular component: nucleus. The transcript has 5 exons. Lineage: Eukaryota; Metazoa; Chordata; Mammalia; Artiodactyla; Suidae. Gene Ontology annotation, biological process: base-excision repair. The record is from RefSeq and is a predicted model, not a curated record. The coding region runs from base 113 to 1105 and encodes 330 amino acids. Gene Ontology annotation, molecular function: DNA N-glycosylase activity; damaged DNA binding; DNA-(apurinic or apyrimidinic site) endonuclease activity.
CGUGCCCACCCCCGGGGGCGGAGCCUGCGCUCAAGCCGGGCGCCGGGUCCUCUGCGGUGCUUGCAGGCCUCACGGUUGCUGGGGUCUAAGGGUCCACGGCCCAGGAGCCGGGAUGCCAGAGGGGCCAUCUGUGAGGAGGUUUCACCAUCUGGUCUCCCCCUUUGUGGGGCAGCAGGUGGUCAAGACAGGGGGCAGCAGUAAGAAGCUAAACCCUGCUGGCCUUCAGUUGCUGUGGCUCCAGGACGCCCAGGUCCAUGGAAAGAAAUUAUUCCUGAGAUUUGAUCCCGAUGAAGAAAUCGUGUGUCCCCGUAGCAGCCCACUGUCAGAGCCUCUGCACGACGAAGAGCACACAAAAGAGGCCAGGCAUCACCAGGAAGUCUCUGACUUGCCCUCACAGUCUGCGGGAGGAGCCCAUGUAGUCCCGAGUGGAGACGAGGGUCCCCCCCAGUGCGUGGGGGGAGACAGCCCCGCUGGAGGUGCUGAGAGGUGGCUGCAGGUCAGCUUUGGUUUGUUUGGCAGCGUUUGGGUGAACGAGUUCUCCCGAGCGAAGAAAGCCAACAAGAAGGGUGACUGGAAGGACCCCAUUCCCAGGCUGGUCCUGCACUUCGGCGGGGGCGGCUUCCUGGCCUUCUAUAACUGCCAGAUGGCAUGGAGCUGCUCUUCCCCAGUGGUCAGUCCUGCCUCUGACAUCUUGUCGGAAAAGUUCCAUCGAGGACAGGCCCUGGAAGCUCUGGGCCGGGACCAGCCCGUCUGCUAUACGCUGUUGGACCAGAGAUACUUCUCAGGCUUAGGGAACAUCAUUAAGAACGAGGCCCUGUUCAGAGCUGGGAUCCACCCCCUUACCCCUGGCUCACUCUUGGGUGCUCUGCGCCUCGAGGCUCUUGUGGACCACGUGGUGGCCUUCAGUGCAGGCUGGCUUGAGGGCAAGUUCCAGGGCAGACAGCAGCAUACUCAGAUCUACCAGAAGGAUCGGUGUCCCGCUGGGCACCAGGUGGUGAAGGAGGCCCUGGGGCCCCCUGGGGGCUUACAGAGGCUCACCUGGUGGUGCCCCCAGUGCCAGCCCAGGUUGCCAGCUGCCGGGCCAGAGCAGGUUCAGCCCCCCUAGGAAGCUCGGGCCCCUUCCUCACCAAGCCUUGCCCCUGAGGACCAUGAUACCUGAGUGUUGCCAAAGGGACGGAGGGCGGGGGUGGGGUCUGGGUAGAGGAGUUAGGGGUGCCCAUCUCACUGGAGUCAAGUCUAAGGCAAUUUCCACAGGCUUGAUUUUGUUCUUUUCCAGUUUUAGUUAGUUCUUCCUAUCUAACUCUACCAUUGUGAAAGAUGAGACAAAUCCUGAUGGCAGUUAAGGGAGCAACCUCCCCAAAUGACAGAGCGACAGUGAAUAUGAGAGCCAGUGGAAGACAGAGCUGUGCCCAGCAUUGCAAGUGUUUCAUUUUCUUUCUUUCUUUUUUUUUUUUUGUCUUUUUGCAUG